AUGGCGGCUGAGGCAUUGACACAAGGAGCCUAUAAAGAGUCGGCGUGUAAGAAGAGCCCUGCAGAUGGCCGGCCUGUCCGGUUCAGUUUGGGUGAUCCCAACGACGCCUCCAACAGCUGUGCAGGGGAGUCGAAGCCAGCCCGUGAAUCGGUUCAUUUUGGAAUGCUGGACGCCCCCCCUACAGACCAGGCAAUCCGAAAGGAUUCGAAAACAACUGCACGCAAACCAACCGUCAUCGUGGGGGCUGAUGGCCGCCCACUGCCCAUCCUGAAAGGUAACAGGACAUUCGGCUAUGGCCAAGCGCGCCGCCUUGUGGAGCAGCUUCGAGUUAAGUUUGCAUUCGACAGGAACGAAACUCGCUUCUAUUGCCCUGAUUCAAACGAGCACACGGAGCCACCUCCCGCACCGGCCGAGCUGCGCGACUCUGUCCGGGGCUUCCUGAAGUCCUCAAAGAGAGUAGCGCAGGAGUCUCAGGAAUUGACGCAAGCGGUACAGCAGAAGCUUAAUGAAGCCAAAGAGAUUGAGCAGGAGCUCACAGCCAUGACACAGAAGUACGUGGAAAAACUAGAGCACCAGAAAGCAGCACAGCGAGCCAAACAAACUGUCGUUAUCUCAAGCACGAAGCCCCCUCGCCGCUUCCUCUGCUGCGGCGCCUCCCCCGUAGUGCUGCAAUGA
Molecule: messenger RNA, 675 nt
Organism: Eimeria acervulina
Lineage: Eukaryota; Apicomplexa; Conoidasida; Eucoccidiorida; Eimeriidae
Exons: 1
Coding region: 1-675 (224 amino acids)
Source: RefSeq, a predicted model, not a curated record